ACUGUUCUUGCAUCCAGUGGUGGAUUGUACUGCCUCGGCGGAGGCUGUGAACGCAUUGACUCUGAUGACAACUCUCGCGUCUCCAUCACUUUCUUCCGACUGUUCCGGGUGAUGCGGCUGGUGAAGCUGCUGAGCCGGGGGGAAGGUGUCAGGACCCUCCUGUGGACCUUCAUCAAGUCUUUCCAGGCUCUGCCCUAUGUAGCCCUGCUGAUCGUGAUGCUUUUCUUCAUCUACGCUGUGAUCGGGAUGCAGAUGUUUGGGAAGAUCGCCAUGGUGGAUGGGACCCAGAUCAACCGAAACAACAACUUCCAAACCUUCCCACAAGCUGUGUUGCUGCUCUUCAGGUGUGCGACCGGCGAGGCCUGGCAGGAGAUCCUGCUGGGCUGCAGCUACGGCAAGCAGUGCGACCCCGAGUCAGACUUCGCCGAGGGCGAGGAGUUCACCUGUGGCACAGGCUUCGCCUACUUCUAUUUCAUCAGCUUCUACAUGCUCUGUGCGUUCCUGAUCAUUAACCUCUUUGUGGCCGUCAUCAUGGACAACUUUGACUACCUCACCCGCGACUGGUCCAUCCUUGGGCCCCAUCACCUGGACGAGUUCAAACGGAUCUGGGCUGAAUAUGACCCUGAGGCCAAGGGCAGAAUCAAGCACCUGGAUGUUGUGACUCUCCUGAGACGUAUCCAGCCUCCCCUGGGCUUUGGGAAGUUCUGCCCUCACCGUGUAGCUUGUAAGCGUCUGGUGUGCAUGAACAUGCCCCUUAACAGUGAUGGCACCGUCACCUUCAAUGCCACCCUCUUUGCGCUGGUGAGGACAGCCCUCAAGAUCAAGACAGAAGGUAACUUUGAGCAGGCCAAUGAGGAGCUCAGAGCCAUUAUCAAAAAAAUCUGGAAGCGAACGAGCAUGAAGCUUUUGGAACAGGUCAUCCCGCCUAUUGGAGAUGAUGAGGUGACAGUGGGCAAAUUCUAUGCUACUUUCCUCAUCCAAGAGCAUUUCAGGAAGUUCAUGAAGCGCCAGGAGGAGUAUUACGGGUACCGGCCCAAGAAGAACCCGGUGGAGAUCCAGGCCGGGCUGAGGAGCAUCGAAGAAGAAGCUGCUCCUGAAAUCCAUCGGGCCAUUUCUGGGGAUCUGACUGCUGAGGAGGAGCUGGAAAGAGCGAUGGUGGAGGCUGCCAUGGAGGAAGGGAUAUAUAGGAGGACAGGUGGCUUGUUUGGCCAAGUCGACAGCUUCCUGGAGCCCAGCAGCCCCCUGCAGCCCCAGGUGGCCAGCCAGAGGCCCCUGCAGUUCACAGAGGUGGGCAGCGAGGACCUCGAUUCCCCCGUCUUCCUCGAUGACUUGCCCCGGGAAGGCAACACCAACAUCAACAACGCCAACCGCAGUGCCUGGCUGGAGGGGAUGGAGUACGAGGAUGAGGUGCUGAGGAAGACAGUACCGGCAGCACCCCGGCGUCGAGCACGGGAGCACAACUGCUCCUUACCCACGGAGAGGCUGCAGCGGAGGCCAAGCAGGAGGCAAGAGGCCGCUUCGGGAGGUCGCCCAUCUUCAGGGCUGCACCCUGCCCCCCAGGAGGUAAAGGCG
This is a messenger RNA of Apaloderma vittatum (bar-tailed trogon), 1572 nucleotides long. Its product is annotated as voltage-dependent L-type calcium channel subunit alpha-1S-like. The transcript has 14 exons. The record is from RefSeq and is a predicted model, not a curated record. Gene Ontology annotation, molecular function: high voltage-gated calcium channel activity. Gene Ontology annotation, cellular component: voltage-gated calcium channel complex; membrane. NCBI's taxonomy places the organism in Eukaryota, Metazoa, Chordata, Aves, Trogoniformes, Trogonidae. Gene Ontology annotation, biological process: calcium ion import across plasma membrane. The annotation marks the transcript as partial.